This is a messenger RNA of Vanrija pseudolonga, 963 nucleotides long. RefSeq lists its product as uncharacterized. NCBI's taxonomy places the organism in Eukaryota, Fungi, Basidiomycota, Tremellomycetes, Trichosporonales, Trichosporonaceae. The record is from RefSeq and is a predicted model, not a curated record. The transcript has 2 exons. The coding region runs from base 73 to 963 and encodes 296 amino acids.
CUCUCCAUUGCUCUUCCUCUUCUCACACAGCGACACCUCCUGGUUUCUCAUUACCCCGGUGAACCCUCGCUCAUGCCCGCUCCCCUCUACGUCCUCCACAACCGCUGGCUCCCUGAUAUCUACCUCAACUUCAACCCUCCUGUCCGCAUCGUCGACAUGGGCUCUGCCUCCUCUCGCCAUUGCCACUGCUCCCACGCCUGCAGCUGCACGAUGGCGUACGCGGGCAACAACACCCACUACGUCAACGCCGCUCUUCAGAGAGCCCUCCUGUCCGAGAGCAAAUCUGUUCAGCAUGGCGCGAUCCGCGACGUCACUCUUGGAGUGACUGAUGGAUCGACCGUCGCGCUCUGCAGCCAGCGCUUCAUCGACCGCUUCAAGGAGUGGGGAGCCAACGAGGAGUAUCGCAAGGUCGUGAUCGCCGUGCUAUCCGAGCGGCUCAAGCUCGGCUGGCCCUACAACUACAAGGCGGUCGACGUGCUGGCCGUCAUGCCCGACGCCGCGCUCAUCCCUUUCAUCGACAGGCUCGACAAGCUCACCAAGCUUGACGCCAAUGUCCGCGGGUCUGCAGACCUCAAGAAGCUCGUAAAGCCCGUCCUCGACCGCGCGAACAAGGCCAAGGAGGCAAAGGCCGAGGAGGAGGCCAAGAAGAAGCAGCAAGCCAUCGAGGCCGCUGCUGGCAACUACUACUACAUGUACAACCGCGGUCUCAACGCAGCCUCGCCAUACAACAGAGGCUACUACGACGGCAUUGCCGCCCAGGCCGACAGGUGCUGCUGCGGCGUGUGCCUCCAAUGCAUGCCCUCGCCACCCGGCCACACGUGGCCGUACGCGACCUACCCCGGCUCGCCGGUCGGGUUCGUCCGCGACUGGCCGAACACGACGCCAGAUGACUGGGCAACGUGCGUCCGCAACCACCGAGUGUCGCUCGUCUUCUACCCGACGCCGGCGGCAGACGACGACUAG